This is a messenger RNA of Cyprinus carpio (common carp), 2429 nucleotides long. RefSeq names its product lysosome-associated membrane glycoprotein 5-like. The record is from RefSeq and is a predicted model, not a curated record. NCBI's taxonomy places the organism in Eukaryota, Metazoa, Chordata, Actinopteri, Cypriniformes, Cyprinidae. Gene Ontology annotation, cellular component: membrane. Bases 142 to 960 code for a protein of 272 amino acids. The transcript is spliced from 6 exons.
GACCGAGGUCUCUCUUCUCUCUCUCUCUCUCUCUCUCUGCGGAAACUUGAGCGGAACUUCCGCCGGCGGAGGAAGCAAUGCAGCAGUGAACCUCGCACCUGCUCCCGGAGUUCCUCUCGCAAUCUUCCUCACGGUCUCCAGAUGGAGCUGCUCCUGCUGCUCGUGUCUCUGUCGGCGCUCUGUGUUUCUGCGGAGCAGGAGGUGGAGAAUCUCUCCGGACUUUCACCGAAUCCCGACCGGGAUAUUUUCGUAGUGAGAGAAAACGGAACGACCUGCUUGAUGGCGGAGUUUGUGGUGAAAUUCCUGAUUCCCUACGACGUCCUGGCACUGAACGGGAUCGACCUGAUCACGGAGCAGGCGUCCGUGUCGAUCCCGCGUGGAGCUCAGAUCGCUGGGAGAUGUGGGAGCAGUGAGUCGGAGCUGCAGAUCUCGUGGAACAAUCACGCUUUCACAUUCCGCAUCUUCUUCUCAAAGGAGAAGCACACGAUGGGCAGUGAUGGAAAAGCUAAAGAAGCUGAAGUGUGGAAGAUAAACAAGGUCCAGCUGGUCUACAACACUUCAGAGGCGACACACUUCAUUAACGCUUACAAUCCGGGGAAACACACGGCCAGCACACACCACCUCUCCGCUCUGGUGACUCCGGCCGGACGCUCGUUCGUUUGCUCGGCUCAGCAGACGUUCACACUGAUCUCCAGCGACCAUCAGAAGGGAAUCACCGUCUCCAUCUACGACAUUCAGAUUCAACCCUUCGACAUCAAGAGCGACUUCGUCUUCAGUGAACCGUAUAAGUGCAUCACGGACGAGCGGGAGCAGCUGGAGCAGAUGCUGCCGCUGGUGUUGGGUCUCAUCCUGGGACUCAUCAUCGUCAUCACCAUCUCCGUCUAUCACUUCCACCUCAAACUGAGCGCCGCGCAGCAGCCGCAGCUUCCUCGAGACCGCUCGCUCUACAAGAACAUGUGAAGACCCCCUGUGCUCUCGCCGUGUGUCCCGUCUGUGAAGGGCCAGGCCUCUCAAAGCACCUCACUAGAACUCCUCUUUUCUUUCUGCCUUCUGUGUCAAAUGUAUGGAAGUCCGUUUCCACCACAGAAGGGAAAACUAUUUAAAAAGGUAAUUGUGUCUUUCUUCAAAAGGUAAACACUCAGAAUUGUGAGAAACUCAAAAAAAGGAAAAAAGCCAGAAUUGUGAGAUUAACAGCUAGUGGUAAUUACCUUUUAUGUCUUUUAUUUCAUAGUUGGAAAACAGAAUUGUUAGAUGUAAACUUAGAAUUCAGAGAAAAAAGUCAAAAUUGCAAAAUGUAAAUUUAGAAAUUGUAAAAAAAAAAAAAAAAAAAAUGAAUUGCGAGAUGUAAGCUUAAUUCUAAGGGGAAAACUGUCAUAAUUGCGAGAUGUAAACUUAGAAUUCAAAAAGUAAAAAAUGUAGAAUUGCUAGAUGUGAACUUUAAAUUCUGAGAAAAAAAUUCUGAAAUUGUGAGAUGUAACUAAAAUUAAACUCUGAGGACAAAAAGUCCGAAUUGUGAGAGAAAAGAUCAGAAUUCAGAGUUAAUAUCUUGCAGUUCUGACUUUUUUUCUCAGAAUGCUGAAUUUAUAUUGUGCAAUUCUGUUUAUAUCUCAUAACAUCAAGAAACAUUGUCCAAAUUGCGAGUUAAAAAGUUGAUAUUACCUUUAUUUAGUAAUUUUUGUGGUGGAGACAGGCUUUCAUACAGAAGUCUUGUCUGGAUGUGUUCUGUAACCGCUGCACUCAUCACGCGUGUCCUUUACCACACGGUUGUCUAUCACUGUCAGAUACAGAGAGAUUUAAAUUGCUUGAAGGAUACGAAUAAAGUACAAAUAUUUAUUGAUGAUUAUUUCAUGAUUAUUGCUUAUUUUGUGAUUAUUGAAUAUUUGAUGAUUUACUAAAUGUCCAUGUACUGAAGUGUGUGUGUGUGUGUGUGUGUUUCUUCAUUUACUCUCUCAUGGAUGUGAGGAGUUUUAGAAGAUCUUUGAGGUUUGAGGGUUUUGUUUUCCAGCUGAAAAAGGGAAAGUGAAGGUUUAGAUCCAUCAGAAUCAAACACGACACGGCGCUGAAUGGAAAAUCAAUAAGAAGCGGCCGGAGAGCAGUAACAUCCCUGGCAUUAAAGAUUUCCACAAAUGAGCUGCGCUCCUCAGCGAUCGAUGUCUGGAGUCUCUGGCGCUCAGGGGUUUAUUGAUCCUCGUCACCGGCGCUCGGUUAAAAACACUGCUUCUGCUGGGAUCAUAACUGCUCGUUCAUCACCUGUUCUUCAGGAUUUAUCUGACCACUCGCUCUCAGAGUUCUGCUCAGUCUCAUGUUCUGCUGUACGUGUGGCGUAUUUAUCAGUUUCUGCACACGAUUCUCACGCUGUGGCUCAGAUCUCAUUCCAGCAUGUUCAUAUUCAAAUGUGGUGCGUUAAUAAACUUUCGUUUUUUGUCGAA